Molecule: messenger RNA, 2843 nt
Organism: Closterium sp. NIES-67
Lineage: Eukaryota; Viridiplantae; Streptophyta; Zygnematophyceae; Desmidiales; Closteriaceae
Source: the annotation of a GenBank genome assembly
AUUGAUUCCAUUGACGUUUAUUCUCAGUCGAUUUAUUUUUCCGUCGCCAACCCAUUUUUUCACGUCCUCCCUUCCUAAUCAUCACCGCGAAAUCGGUCGCCGCGCCGCAUCCAUCGUCCUCCCUUUCGCCACGCCGCCAAACCCGCGCACAACGUAUCCAUCCUCCGCCGGCGCUUCGGGGGCGGAAGCUGCGCACCACCAAACGAGCCGAGGGGUUCGCCGUGUCGCUCGCCGUGUCGCUCACCGUGUCGAAACGCCGCGUCACUGGCGCCAUCUGUUUGACUUCCCACAACGGAUUUUUCCCCUCUGCACCACCGACCGCAACCGGCGGCGCCGCCAGUCUCUGACGUGGAAAUCAGAUCGCUUCUCCGUCAGCCUCGCCGUCCGCUGCUGCCAGCAGUGCUUUCUCUCUCUCUCUUCCCGCUAACUGACAAGAAACGCCGCCUGUUCCCAGCCGAAGGCCGGCAUUCCGUCGCCCCCGCUGGUGUUGUUUUUCGUCGACUAAAAAUCACCUUCCGAGUCGGCCGGCAUGUGUCUUCCGCCAUCCCCCCCGCUUCGCAGGGAUUCCGCGCUCGUUGCGCGCACCCCGAGCGCCAGCCACUGGCAUACGCCUCUCGAAGACUACCACCUCCACGGCGAUUACCACUACCAGCAGCAUCAGCAUCAGCAUCAGCACGAGCAUGAGCACGAUCAUCGGCAACAGCAUCAGCAUCACGCCAUGGCUCAUCAGCCGUCGGCAGAGUCUGCUCCAGCAAGCCCCCAGUUCCAUCGUCGCCGGCGGGUUUCUUCCGAAACAGCGACUCAGUCUAGCGCCGGCAGCGGCGGCGGCGGCGGCGGCGCUAUGUUUCCAAAACCGCCGGCCGCGGGACGACUCGUGGUUCGCGGAGGCAAGCUCGUUCCGCACCCUUCCGCGCCAUGUCAGGCGGCGUCGUCAACGCCGCAUGCUGCGGCGGCGGCGGUGCCGCAACAGCAUUCGCGGCCAGUGAGGCCGCUACGCCAGCGCGAAUCGUCACAAACCACUUCGGCGGCUGCCGCGCGCUCAUCGUCGCGCACGCCGCCUCCCAAGUUACCCUAUCCGUCGUUGACGCCUCCUCCCAGGUCCCCCUGUCCGUCGUUCAGCGCUCUUCCCACGUCAGCCUCUCCGUCAUUCACGCCUUUUGCCACGCCUCGCCCGCCGAUGCCAGCAGCAUCCGACCGUUGCACGAGGCUUGUCUCACCCAACCAGCGUCCCCCCCUGCCGAACCAAAAAGGGCAGGUUCCGAACCAGAAGCUCCGCCUUCCGAACCAGUCGACUCCGCCUCCCCCCCCGCAACGCUCUCCGCCGAUCUCUCCGCGAACUCCGCCGCCGCCGCGCCACGCCUCCGCGCCGCAUUCUCGACAAUCACCACCCAGCCCGUCGCUUUCCCCCGUUUCGCCGAACAAGACACUUGGCGGCGGUGAGGUGAUGUUUGCGCCUUCCCCGCCGCCGUCUGCGCCGCGCACGGGCUUCAGGUCGGGCCAGAGGCGGCCGAGCUUCCGCCCGUGCGGGGGUGGCGGAAACGGAACGCGCGGGAUUCUGCGGUGCUACAGCGACAAUCACAUGGAACGUACUCGGCGCGCUGGUGACCCGCGUCAUGCGAUCAGGAUGGGCGGGGGGAACGAGGUCGAGGAACAGUGCGAGUCGCGAUUGGAACAGGCGCUUCUGUCACCGCCCAGACCGUGUGUUACGAUUCCGAUGUGCAAGAGCUGGUCCCCGUGCUCGUCUCCGUCCUCGUUUUUAUCCGCCUCACUUUCCUCUACAGCGACCGCGGAUUCGUUUCUGGAAAAUGAAGUUUACUCAGCUGUUUUCUCUGAAAGCUCGUAUCCAGCGGAGGAGGAAACGAUCAAGGCCAGCGCCAGUGGCGUCUUGAAACCCUCCAGAUCUCCAAACUCGAGCGCGAGCAAGCCCGAGAGGCCUGUUGCGACUAAUAGUGUGCGGCGAGUUAGGUUUAACAUGGCCGUUGAAGUGCUUUGCGUUUGAACUAGUUACCAGUCGAUCGAUCUACGGUGCUCUGUUGCGGGUUUAGGCGCAGAGGUAAAUUUUGUCUCGCUAGCAUGAUUCUGACAUUUUUGGGGGUUUUGCCCCGCUGCUCGUUCUUAUGCGGCAUUGCAUUUUACUUGUGCAACUCUUGGUACUAAAGAAUUUCAGAGAAACCAGGGCAUUUAGAUCAUAAUCAUUAACCUGGUAAGCUUAUAGCGAACGUUGAAUAAAAUUAUCAACCACAGCACACCUGUUGUCUCCACUGCGCAUGGGAAUUAUUUAUGCUGGACCUUGUCGAAACAGCUUUCCCUGACUUCCAGUUCAGAGAGAUUUUUGCAAGUCGAGCUCGCAGGUCCACAAAUCUUGCCAUGGCGUCUGAGCCCCUCGCUCCGGAAAACGCGCGUUCGAAACCCGCUCAUUUCGACAGCGCAUCUCCUCUUGCGCCCGUAGAGUCGGAGCGCGUGCCGAGUAGAUUAGGGUUGUCGCGCGCAGUCGAGGCAGCGCGGGCUGCUAUUGGCCGCGCGGUGGAGGUGGAGCUCAUCAACGACCUCCGCAUUAAAGGGGUGCUUUCGAGCUGCGACCAGAGGCUUAAUUGCACUGUGACGGCAGCUUCCACUGAAACAGCAAUGGGCGAGUUAUUAUCAUUCCCUGCAGUGUUCGUGAGAGCCAGAGCCGUUCGGUUGCUGCAUAUACCCAGCUUGUGUACAUUGUGGCGGCAAGUGGCUUGCUAGAACAUUUGUACAAAUCGGUUGCAAUUCAUGCAAACCAGUUGCUAUCAUUCUGCGAAGCUUACUAUCAGCAAGCGAGCCGUUGUUUUCUCUGUAUUUUGCGCAUGGGGUCCAUG